This is a messenger RNA of Dichotomopilus funicola, 4053 nucleotides long. RefSeq names its product P-loop containing nucleoside triphosphate hydrolase protein. Gene Ontology annotation, biological process: transmembrane transport. The transcript has 2 exons. Bases 1 to 4053 code for a protein of 1350 amino acids. The record is from RefSeq and is a predicted model, not a curated record. Gene Ontology annotation, cellular component: membrane. NCBI's taxonomy places the organism in Eukaryota, Fungi, Ascomycota, Sordariomycetes, Sordariales, Chaetomiaceae. Gene Ontology annotation, molecular function: ATP hydrolysis activity; ABC-type transporter activity; ATP binding.
AUGGGCGUCUCCGAGUUAAACGAGAAGAGCGAGAAGAGCGCGGUUCCCACGCCGAACCCCGUCUCGUCCGCGCGCGAGUCGACCAACGGCGAAACUACAGACAACGACAACAACGACCAUGCCAUUGACCUCGCCAAGGCCGACAGCAAGGUGGUCGUCGCCCCUCCCAAAGAUGCCGCCGAGGCUGAUCCCUACGCCCACCUCCCCGAGCGGGAGGCCAAGAUCCUCCGAGACCAGGUUUUCACCCCCGAGGUGAAAGUCGGCUUGGCCACACUCUACCGCUACUCAUCCCGCAACGAUCUGAUCAUCAUUGUGGUGGCCGCUCUCUGCGCGAUCGCUUCGGGUGCCGCACUGCCGCUGAUGACGGUCAUCUUCGGUAACCUCCAGGGGACGUUCCAGUCGUACUUCACACCGGGCUCCGGCCUGACAUACGACGAGUUCACUAGCGAGCUCGGGCGGUUGGUUCUCUACUUUGUGUACCUGGCGAUCGGCGAGUUUGUGACGGCGUACAUCGCCACAGUGGGCUUCAUCUACACGGGCGAGCACAUCAGCGCCAAGAUCCGCGAGCACUACCUGGAGAGCUGCAUGAAGCAAAACAUUGGCUUCUUCGACAAGUUGGGUGCGGGUGAAGUGACGACGCGCAUCACGGCGGAUACCAACCUGAUCCAGGAGGGCAUCUCGGAGAAGGUCGGACUGACACUGUCGGCGGUGGCUACCUUCGUCGCGGCGUUCAUCAUCGGGUUUGUGAGCUUCUGGAAGCUGACGCUCAUCCUGCUGAGCACAGUCGUGGCGCUGGUGCUGUGCAUGGGGACCGUCUCGCGGUUCAUCGUGCGGUACUCGCGGCAGAACAUUGCGGCGUACGCGCAGGGCGGGUCGAUCGCGGAGGAGGUCAUCAGCAGCGUGCGCAAUGCCGUGGCGUUCGGCACGCAGGACCGGCUGGCCAAGCAGUACGACAGCCACCUGAUUCGGGCCGAGACCUUUGGCUUCAAGCUCAAGAGCACGCUGGGCAUCAUGAUCGCCAGCAUGAUGACCAUCCUGUACCUCAACUACGGCCUGGCCUUCUGGAUGGGCUCGCGUUUUCUAGUCGGCGGCGAGGUCGCCCUCAGCAAGGUGCUCAUCGUCAUGAUGAGUGUCAUGAUCGGCGCCUUCAACCUGGGCAACGUGGCCCCCAACAUCCAGGCUUUCACCACCGCCGUGGGUGCCGCGGCCAAGAUCUACAGCACCAUCGACCGGCAGUCGCCCAUCGACCCGUCCAGCGGGGAAGGCAUCAAGCUCGAGAAGGUCUCCGGCACCAUCCGCCUCGAGGGCGUCAAGCACGUGUACCCGUCGCGGCCCGAGGUGGUCGUCAUGGACGGCGUGUCGCUCAACAUCCCCGCGGGUAAGGUCACCGCUCUCGUGGGCGCUUCCGGUAGCGGCAAGUCGACCAUCAUCGGUUUGGUCGAGCGGUUUUACUCGCCCCUCGAGGGCGCCGUGUUCCUGGACGACGUGGACAUCUCGACGCUCAACCUCCGCUGGCUUCGUCAGCAGAUCGCCUUGGUGUCGCAGGAGCCCACUCUCUUCGGUACAACCAUCUUCGAAAACAUCCGCCACGGCUUGAUCGGCACCAAGUGGGAGCUCGAGGGCCCCGAGAAGCAAAAGGAGCUCAUCGAGGACGCCGCGAAAAAGGCCAACGCCCACGACUUCAUCAGCUCGCUGCCCGAGGGGUACCAGACCAACGUCGGCGAGCGCGGGUUCCUGCUCAGCGGUGGACAAAAACAGCGUAUCGCCAUCGCCCGCGCCGUCGUGUCGGACCCCAAGAUCUUGUUGCUCGACGAGGCCACCUCCGCUCUGGACACCAAAUCUGAAGGCGUUGUCCAAGCCGCUCUCGAGGUCGCUUCCGAAGGCCGCACCACCAUCACCAUCGCCCAUCGUCUUUCCACCAUCCGCGACGCACACAACAUCGUCGUCAUGUCGCAGGGCCGCAUCGUCGAGCAAGGCACGCACGACGAGCUGCUCGAGAAGCGCGGCGCGUACUACAACCUCGUCACGGCGCAGGCUAUCGCGGCGGUCAAUGAGAUGACGGCUGAGGAAGAGGAGCUGCUGACCAAGGAAGAGACCGAGGGCAUCCAGCUGCGCAAGUCAUCGACUCGCGGCAGCACGAGCAAGGGCGCUGGUGCUGCUGCUGUGCCUGAGGAUCCUGAGGACGAUAUUCGUGCUAAGCUGAACAAGACCCAGUCGCAGCAGAGUGCCAGUUCGAUGGCGCUUGCUGCGCGUAAGAAGGAGGCUGAGCAGAAGUAUGGUCUGUGGACGCUUAUCAAGGUCAUUGCUAGCUUUAACCGUGAGGAGUGGAAGUUGAUGGUUAUUGGGUUCUUCUUCUCGGCUAUCUGUGGUGGUGGUAACCCGACCCAGGCUGUCUUUUUCGCCAAGCUCAUCAGUGCUCUGUCGGUCCCUGUUACCGAGGAAAGCAUCCCCACGAUCCAGCGUGAAGCCUCGUUCUGGUCGCUUAUGUACCUGAUGUUGGCGAUCGUCAUGUUCAUCUCCUUCGUCGCGCAGGGCGUCGUCUUCGCCAAGUGCAGUGAGCGGCUGAUCCACCGCGUGCGUGACCGGUCGCUGCGGUCGAUGCUGCGCCAGGACGUUGAGUAUUUUGACCGCGACGAGAACUCGGCCGGCGCCCUCACCUCGUUCCUGAGCACUGAAACCACCCACGUCGCCGGCCUCAGCGGCUCGACCUUGGGAACCCUCAUCAUGGUCAACACCACGCUCAUCGCCGCCUGUGUCGUCGCCCUCUCCAUCGGCUGGAAGCUCGCCCUCGUCUGCAUCGCCACCAUGCCCAUCCUCAUCGGCUGCGGCUUCUUCCGCUUCUGGAUGCUGGCGCACUACCAACGCCGCGCCAAGCGUGCCUACUCCGGUUCCGCCAGCUACGCCUCCGAGGCCAUCACCGCCAUCCGCACCGUGGCCGCCCUAACCCGCGAGGACGACGUUCUCGCGCAGUACCGCGCCUCGCUCGCCGUGCAGCAGCGCGCCAGCUUGAUCUCCGUGCUCAAGUCCAGCCUGCUGUACGCCGCCUCGCAAUCCUUCAUGUUCCUGGCCUUCGCCCUCGGCUUCUGGUACGGCGGUACCCUCAUCGCCCGCCACGAGUACUCCAUGUUCCAAUUCUUCAUCGUCUUCUCCUCCGUCAUCUUCGGCGCGCAGUCCGCCGGCUCCGUCUUCAGCUUCGCCCCGGACAUGGGCAAAGCCGUCGAAGCCUCGCGCGACCUCAAGACCCUCUUCGACCGCAAGCCCAUCGUCGACACCUGGGCCGCCGACGGCGAGAAACUCCCCGCGGUCGACGGCAACAUCGAGUUCCGCGACGUGCAUUUCCGCUACCCCACGCGCCCCGAACAGCCCGUCCUCCGCGGCCUGAACCUCUCCAUCCAACCCGGCCAAUACGUCGCUCUCGUUGGCGCCUCCGGCUGCGGCAAAUCCACCACCAUCGCGCUUCUCGAACGCUUCUACGACCCCCUCGCCGGCGGCAUUUUUAUUGAUGGCAAAGAAAUCUCCUCCCUCAACGUCAACGAAUACCGCUCCUUCAUCGCCCUCGUCUCGCAAGAACCCACCCUCUACCAAGGCACCAUCCGCGAAAACAUCCUCCUCGGCUCGCCCCACCAAGUCUCCGACGACCAAAUCAAAUUCGCCUGCCAAGAAGCCAACAUCUACGAUUUCAUCCUCUCUCUCCCCGACGGUUUCAAUACCGUCGUCGGCUCCAAGGGCGCCCUCCUCAGCGGUGGGCAAAAGCAGCGCAUCGCCAUCGCCCGCGCGCUGGUGCGUGAUCCGAAGAUCUUGUUGCUGGAUGAGGCGACCAGUGCGUUGGAUUCGGAGAGUGAACAUGUGGUGCAGGCCGCGCUGGAUAAGGCGGCCAAGGGACGCACGACGAUUGCGGUGGCGCAUCGGUUGAGUACGAUUCAGAAAGCGGAUGUGAUUUAUGUGUUUGAUCAGGGGCGGGUGGUGGAGCAGGGGACGCAUGGGGAGUUGAUGAAGAGGAAUGGGAGGUAUGCGGAGUUGGUGAAUUUGCAGAGUUUGGAGAAGCAUGCUUGA